This is a messenger RNA of Acytostelium subglobosum LB1, 1371 nucleotides long. RefSeq lists its product as hypothetical. Lineage: Eukaryota; Evosea; Eumycetozoa; Acytosteliales; Acytosteliaceae. The transcript has 5 exons. The coding region runs from base 1 to 1371 and encodes 456 amino acids. The record is from RefSeq and is a predicted model, not a curated record.
AUGGCCAAUCGCCAAUAUCGCUCAGGUAAGUUCACAAAGGCAGGUGAUGCGAUCAGUCUGUUCAACCCAGACGAAGCAGGCGGCUGUGAUGGCAAAGACAAUGACUGCUUCUAUGAUUGCAUCAAAGCGGCAUAUCCAGACAAGGUGACCAAGCACUUCAGCAAGCCAUGGAUCUUCAAGCGAUUCUUCAAACUAGAGCGCGAUGCCAAGGUUCCUCUCAAGCUCUGUUCAGAGAUCGAGGACAAGCUCAAGAUGCGCAUCAAUGUCAAAGGUGAUUAUUGCAAGACAUCAACCAAACAGUACGUCCGAGUCGUCAAUCUCAAACUAACCAAGGAGCACUACACUCUAGACAAGGAUGGCGCCUUUGAGCCCAAGGGCAUCAUCCUCAAGCGAUACAACGAUGACAGAAUACUGCCAGUGGUGGCAUACAAAUGGGACGAUGACAAUGAACAGGUUCAGCUCUACGAUGGCACGACCCACAGCACGAUGAGCAAGGCAUCACUCAUUGAGGAGCUCAAGAAACAAAAGUUCGAACGGACGGCAAGUGUCGAUACAUCAAGGUGGAGGCUGCCAAGAAGAGGAAGAGAUCAAACAUUAACAAAGCCGCCCUCAACAUAUUCAGCAAAUACAACAAGCAUGUCAUUCCAGAUAUCAUCGAGCAAGAUACGACGUCUCUGGCAUGUACACCGCCAUCAUGAAGAGCAGCAGCUUCUCAAGAAAGGUGAGUUCCAUCAACUGACUGACGAGGAGCUCAGUGCCAAGCCAGGCAUCCCCUUUGGCAUCUACAGGGCGAUCAUCAAAGGCAGAGUCAAUGGCAACAUGCUCUUCGGCAAGUUCAUCGAUCAGGUGCUGGACUGGAAGAAAGCAGAUGUGCCACGUGCCAAGGAGCUCUAUCAACGUCUCUGGGGCGCCCUCUCCAAGUACAACAAGUCCAAAGAGUAUGUCAACAUCAAGGCAGAGAAGAAUGUUGUCGUCGACAAGGAGCUCGGCAUCACUGACAUUUACUUCAAGGCCAGUCUGCCAGAGAAUCACUCGAUCGACGCUAUGAACAUCACGCACAAUGGCAAUGUCAUGGUCAAGUCAAUCAACAACCUCGACACGUUCGACACGCCCUUCGCUCGCAUCAUGCCAUUCAUCAUCUCACGUGGUCGCAAGAUGAUUGGAACGAUAAUAAAGGACGACAUUGACUGUAUCAAGCGCGUGCACACCGAUGGAUUCGUCUCGACCAAACCAUGGAAGGAGAAGAGAGGCAAGAAGUCACUCGAUUACCCCAAGAUUGGCGAAGAGUGCGGCGACCUGAAAUACGAAGGCUACUGCCCCAAUGCCAUCGUCAACAACAUGCUCAAGCCAGUUGGGGAGUUUAAAAUAUAG